This is a messenger RNA of Drosophila hydei, 669 nucleotides long. RefSeq lists its product as uncharacterized. The record is from RefSeq and is a predicted model, not a curated record. The transcript has a single exon. Gene Ontology annotation, molecular function: protein binding. Lineage: Eukaryota; Metazoa; Arthropoda; Insecta; Diptera; Drosophilidae. The coding region runs from base 49 to 654 and encodes 201 amino acids.
AAGUAUCGUAAUUGAAUUGCGCGCCUUAACCUAAUUUUAACGUGACAGAUGUUGCUUCCUUUUCUUAAUUAUUCUAAAUCAUCCGAAAUGUGCACAAAAAAAGUGCGUGAAUGGCUGGUCUUGCUCACCAUGGAGAAGUACGUGCGUUGCUUUACAGAACGUGGAUACAUAACUAUUGCUCAAUGCAAACAGAUUUUGACUAGCGAUCUCAUCUUGUUGGGCAUUGAUGACCCAAACCAUCGCCAUCUACUCUUAACAGGCGUGCAGUUGCUCAUCAAUUCACCUAAGCUUUUUACUUGUCCCGAGCCCUGCGAGUUGCAUUUGACAGGUGCAGACCAAAACUUGACCGAAGAUUUCUUGGAUACCUGCCAAAUUGAUUUGCAAGCUGUGGAUACUUCUUUUAGCUCUCUUCCAAGAACUAAACGUGAACGCAAGUUAAGGGUGAAGAAAGUUAAGGAUAAACAGUGUGCUGUCAAUAUUACAGCAAAUUUUACGUGCGUCGCUUGUCCACAUUUACAAUUCGGCCAGCUUUUUGAAUUGGACCAACAUAUUUCUGACCUAAAGCAGAGUGAUGAUCCUUCGGCGUCUGAGCAUAAAUAUGGCGACCUCAUUAGCAAUGUACAAGAGGCUACACCCAUUGUACUAAUGGAAUAACUUUCAAGUCAAAAA